Messenger RNA from Peromyscus californicus insignis, 1571 nucleotides. Its product is annotated as immunoglobulin kappa light chain-like. Bases 182 to 1240 code for a protein of 352 amino acids. NCBI's taxonomy places the organism in Eukaryota, Metazoa, Chordata, Mammalia, Rodentia, Cricetidae. The transcript is spliced from 6 exons. The record is from RefSeq and is a predicted model, not a curated record.
UUUCUUCCCCCAGGUCUGAACGCACCGCAAAUCACAGAUAAGUAAACAUGGAAAGAGAGCAUAGCAAGUAUGUCUUUGUAGCUCCAAACAACAUCUCUGCAGUAAGCAAUGGAAGACAGAACAGAUAAGAAGGCUGCACCCACACUGCCCCCCAACCCCUAGAAGAACAGCUACAACUUACAUGCUAAUCUGGCCAGCUUGUGUGGGCCAGGAAACCCAGAGCCAUUCAGAACUACAGCAGACCAUGAAGAACUCCGGCUCACAAGUCCGCCUUCCUUUACAUCUUCCCUGGGAAGCCGGCCUGGCAGAUGGGAAUCCAUUCCUGAAAGUAGUCGUUUUCUCAUGUCUCUUGACUUUUGGACUUGGGAAGUUGGAGCAACCGGAAAUAUCAAUUUCCAGAACAACAGAUGAGAGUGUUCAAAUAUCCUGUAAGGCUUCCAUCAACAGCUUUAAAAGUGUAGCCAUACACUGGUACCGGCAGAAACCAAAUCAAGGUUUAGAGUUUCUAUUAUAUGUCAUCGCAACUCCUACUCAUAUUCUCUUAAAUGAGAAGCACAAGAAAAUGGAGGCAAGUAAAAAUUCCAGUGCUUCCACAUCAACAUUGACAAUAUAUUCCUUGGAGGAAGAUGAUGAAGCUAUCUACUACUGUUCCUAUGGCUAUAGCUCAGGCUGGAGCAAGAUAUUUGCAGAAGGAACUAAGCUCAUAGUAAUCCCUUCUGACAAAAACCUCGAUGCAGACAUUUCCCCCAAGCCUACCAUUUUUCUUCCUUCUGUCGCUGAAACAAAUCUCCAUAAGGCUGGGACAUACCUUUGUCUCCUUGAAAAAUUCUUCCCUGACAUUAUAAGGGUAUACUGGAAAGAAAAGGAUGGUGAUAAGAUCCUGGAAUCCCAGGAAGGGAAUACACUGAAGACUAACGACACGUACAUGAAAUUUAGCUGGCUGACCGUGACUGAAAAGUCAAUGUAUAAAGAGCACAGAUGUAUUGUCAAACAUGAGAACAACAAAAAAGGAGUUGAUCAAGAGAUUUCCUUUCCUCCAAUAAAGAAAGUUGCUGUAAGUACUGAGCCUACAACUUGCUGGCAUGAAAAUGAUGUGCCUGCGCUGCAGCUUCAGUUUACGAGCACCUCUGCCUACUACACCUACCUCCUCCUGCUCCUCAAGAGUGUGAUCUACUUGGCCAUGGUCAGCUUCUUUCUGUUUAGAAGAGCAGCCCUCUGUGGUAAUAAGAAGAGGUCCUAAGGAAGUGAAUGGUGGUUCAAGUCAGCUACUUUUCAUCCUUUACUGUCAAAAGGUGCCUUAUGGGGGUCCAGCUGGAUUUCCUUGCUAACUUUGACCUCUGUAAAGUCACACGUAUAUCAUUCUGUCACUGCAUAAAAGUUUUCAAACUUUUAUAAGCAAUUUGAGCAGCUUAACUCUGAGCACACCUCCCUUCUGAUUCCAUCCUCUUCAAUAGUCCCCUCCCCCAAGAGCCUGAAGCGUCACACCUCUAAUACACAUAGUUUGCAGCUUCUACCCAUGGUCCUUGUCGCCUUUGAACCAGCUAACUUCUUGAAAGCCUCCACUCUAGACA